Messenger RNA from Toxotes jaculatrix (banded archerfish), 934 nucleotides. It is a transcript of the gene xgb, whose product is annotated as x globin. The record is from RefSeq and is a predicted model, not a curated record. Gene Ontology annotation, molecular function: oxygen binding; heme binding. The transcript has 5 exons. Bases 162 to 767 code for a protein of 201 amino acids. Lineage: Eukaryota; Metazoa; Chordata; Actinopteri; Toxotidae.
AGUAUAAGACACAAUUGGAGUCGCGCUCUUAAACCAGAUGCCAGCAACCUCAGAUUUCCUCUGGCACAAAAUCAAUUAAUCGUCGCUUUUUGAUUGAACACCAUCGUAUUAUUUGUUUUGUUUUGGGGUUUUUUUUCUUCUUCUAUUUUUUUUAAUGUAGAAUGGGCUGCGCAAUUUCAGGUCUGGCAGCAAAAGCGGAGUUUGGAGAGAGGAAUACGGAGGAUGCUGAUGCUGCGGCCGCUGCGCGUCCCAGCGAGGAUCAGAUUCAGAUGAUCAAGAAGUCGUGGAAAGUUAUCCGGGACGACAUAGCUAAAGUUGGGAUUAUUAUGUUCGUCAGGUUGUUUGAGACCCAUCCCGAGUGCAAGGAUGUCUUCUUCCUGUUCCGAGACGUGGAGGACCUGGAGAGGUUGCGGACCAGCCGGGAGCUCAGGGCACACGGUUUACGGGUGAUGUCUUUCAUCGAGAAAAGUGUGGCGAGACUGGACCAGCUGGAGAGACUGGAGGCUCUGGCUCUGGAGCUGGGGAAGAGCCAUUAUCAUUACAACGCCCCACCUAAGUACUACAGUUACGUCGGAGCAGAAUUCAUCUGUGCCGUGCAGCCCAUCCUGAAGGAGAGGUGGACGGCCGAGCUGGAGGAGGCAUGGAAGACCAUGUUCCAGUAUGUGACCAGCCUAAUGAAGCAGGGCUACCAGGAGGAGUGCAUCCGACAGCGUCACCUCACACUCUCUCCGAAGGACAGACCGGAAAAGAGGAACACAGCGCUAUGAGAUGCUUCUUUGCUUCACCACAACUCAGACUGUUUCUACCAGUUGCAGCACAGAAAUGUGUCUGUGUAUAUAGUGUAUUUACCAUCUUGUUUUCUACAUUACUCAUGUUUGCCGCAGUAAUUGUUUGCUAUUUUCUCAAGAACGGACAGAAAUCAUACAUGCCGACU